GCGGGCAGAUGGCGCCUGGCGGAGCUGUUGCGCAGCCAUUGGUACCUGUAUUGGGGAAACAUAGCAUACAAGCAAGAAGCUUACAGCCUCAGUGGCGAAAAUUUUUUCAUGUCAGAGACCGAGAACUCUUGCAGUCGUUUAUGUCAUCCCUUCUUCUCCAGACAGAAGAUACCAAAAAGUUGCAAUCAAAGAUCUCUUCAUCUUAUUGAUAAAGUCACUAAUAAGCCAAAAUGUCUGUCAACGUCAACCGCAGCGUUUCAGACCAGUUCUAUCGCUACAAGAUGCCCCGUCUGAUUGCCAAGGUUGAGGGCAAAGGGAAUGGAAUCAAGACAGUUAUAGUCAACAUGGUUGACGUUGCAAAGGCGCUUAAUCGGCCUCCAACGUAUCCCACCAAAUACUUUGGUUGUGAGCUGGGAGCACAGACCCAGUUUGAUGUAAAGAAUGACCGUUACAUUGUCAAUGGAUCUCAUGAGGCGAAUAAGCUGCAAGACAUGUUGGAUGGAUUCAUUAAAAAAUUUGUUCUCUGUCCUGAGUGUGAGAAUCCUGAAACAGAUCUGCAUGUGAAUCCGAAGAAGCAAACAAUAGGUAAUUCUUGUAAAGCCUGUGGCUAUCGAGGCAUGCUUGACACACAUCAUAAACUCUGCACGUUCAUUCUCAAAAACCCACCUGAGAAUAGUGACAGUGGUACAGGAAAGAAAGAAAAGGAAAAGAAAAAUAGGAAGGGCAAAGACAAGGAAAAUGGCUCUGUAUCCAGCAGUGAGACACCACCCCCACCACCCCCAAAUGAAAUCAGUCCUCCUCCACAUGCUGUGGAAGAGGAGGAAGAUGAAGACUGGGGAGAAGAUACAACUGAGGAAGCUCAGAGGCGCAGAAUGGAUGAAAUUAGUGACCAUGCAAAAGUCCUGACACUCAGUGAUGAUUUGGAAAGAACCGUAGAAGAGCGUGUGAAUAUCCUGUUUGAUUUUGUUAAGAAAAAGAAAGAAGAGGGCAUUAUUGAUUCAUCUGACAAAGAAAUUGUUGCUGAAGCAGAAAGACUAGAUGUAAAAGCCAUGGGUCCUCUUGUUCUGACUGAAGUUCUUUUUAAUGAGAAGAUUAGAGAACAAAUUAAGAAAUACAGGCGCCAUUUCCUCCGAUUCUGUCACAACAACAAAAAAGCUCAGCGGUAUCUUCUUCAUGGUCUGGAGUGUGUGGUGGCGAUGCAUCAAGCACAGCUCCUCUCUAAGAUUCCGCAUAUCUUGAAGGAGAUGUACGAUGCAGACCUUUUGGAAGAGGAAGUCAUCAUCAGCUGGUCGGAAAAGGCCUCUAAGAAGUAUGUUUCAAAAGAACUUGCCAAAGAGAUUCGUGUCAAAGCGGAGCCAUUUAUAAAAUGGUUGAAGGAGGCAGAGGAAGAAUCCUCUGGUGGUGAAGAAGAUGAUGAAGAUGAGAACAUUGAGGUGGUUUAUUCGAAGACUGCCAGUGUACCGAAAGUUGAAACUGUGAAGUCUGAAAACAAGGAUGACGACAUUGAUAUCGAUGCCAUUUAAAAGGAAGGAUGCGACCUAGCUAACAGUGUAAUGCUACAAAUUGUUCUCCAUUAUCAGCCAGAAGUGCAACAUGUAUGUGCAGAAGCUAAAAUGGCUUAACAUCGUGCUACACUUUAUACUAAAAUCUACUGUGAGUGGUCUGUAAUUAAGCCCAGUGAGACAUCUAGGGAGUCCAUACACAUCAAUGAGCAGAUGUAGUUUGCUUAUUUAUAGCAUGUUUCUUUUGGAAAACCUAGUGGUGGACGUAUUUGGAUCACAUUUAUACAGUAAAAAAAUAAAGAUUUGAUUUUGGUCAUUUCUUCAGAUUUUGGGCUCUGAAUGACACUAAAUAAUUGGCCCCUGUUUAAAAUGUUGCACCAUCCUUUAUCCGGUUGGGUUCUUGGAGCCUGGUAGGUUCUGCUAAGUGCUGAGAUGUAAGCACAGACUAACUUGGAAUUACUUUAUUCAGCCUUUUAGAGCACUUUCAUGUUUGAUUUCUAGUCCCUCGAGUUGGCAUACAGUAAUUCUGGGAUAGACUGGUAACCAGAUGAUAGUUAAACAUCUUAAUUAAAAAGUAAAUGACCUGCGUGUCCUUUAAGUAAUUUUUAAGAGCAAAUUUUGAAAUUUAGGAUGGUGAUUUUUCACUUCAUGUACACUUGCCCCAGUUGUAGUCUUCAGUGUGCAUUGCACGUUGGGAUGAGCCAGGGAAAUUAUAAAUUUGCAGACAAGUGUUCUAUUUGUACGUAGUGGUUUUACUGAAAAAAUUCAGACUUUAGUUGUGAUUAAAUAAAACGAUUUUUGUUUGGGAGAAACAGGUGCACUUAAUCUAGUAAAAGCUGAGCAUAGUUUUUCAGCUUUUAUUCUUAAGAUUUAAAUUAUAUUUCAAAAUAUUCAAAUAUACUGUAUCCUGUGUUGUGUGUCCCCCCUCCCUUGGUGGUAUUAAGGUUUAUUCUUUAAUGCCUUUUACUUCUGAACACAGCUUAGGCAUUUUAUAUUUGGUUGCUAUUUUGCCAAAAUGUGUUACUUUGUGUUAAGGUUGACCCCCCCCAUGUCUUAAUUAAAGAGAAAUGAAAUUUAAAGCAUACUUGUAAGGCGGCAGAGCCUAUAUUUUGGUGUAAGAGGUUUAGGGUGUUCACUUCACAUUAAAUACAGCCAGGCCCCUGAGAAGUCUGGACGGUGGCUAUGGAAUGCAGGCAAUGGCCAUAGCCACCUGAAUUCCUUGCUUCCCGUUAGCUGAUGAAGGCCUAUUUGAUGGGGGUCUGGACCAGGUUUGAGUAAUCCUUUAAGAAACAGUCGCAUUUGUUCCUUCCCACAGAGUGAACCCUGGAAAUCUAGUAUGUGUGGUUAAUUCUGUGUGGAGCACUGGCUCACAUUAUUCGCCUGUUACUUUGUGAUCCAUCUCACAGAUCUUAAUAACAAAUGUGUAUGUAAAUGUUUUUCACAUUGAAAUUAUAUAGAUAUUUGAUAAAAA
Messenger RNA from Fukomys damarensis (Damara mole-rat), 2973 nucleotides. RefSeq names its product eukaryotic translation initiation factor 5 (gene Eif5). Gene Ontology annotation, biological process: translational initiation; formation of cytoplasmic translation initiation complex; formation of translation preinitiation complex. Gene Ontology annotation, molecular function: eukaryotic initiation factor eIF2 binding; GDP-dissociation inhibitor activity; translation initiation factor activity. Lineage: Eukaryota; Metazoa; Chordata; Mammalia; Rodentia; Bathyergidae. Bases 231 to 1523 code for a protein of 430 amino acids. Gene Ontology annotation, cellular component: cytosol. The transcript has 10 exons. The record is from RefSeq and is a predicted model, not a curated record.